Symbiodinium necroappetens is the source of this 1794-nucleotide messenger RNA. Lineage: Eukaryota; Dinophyceae; Suessiales; Symbiodiniaceae. The record is from the annotation of a GenBank genome assembly.
AUGCCCGGGAUCUUCCGCGAGCUGGAAAACGUUCGGCACCAGCUGGAGAACCAUUACAGGGACAUGCAGGACAUCGAGUUUACAAUCCAGCAAGGCAAGCUCUACAUGCUGCAGACCCGCACGGGGAAGCGCACGGCCCAUGCAGCCCUGCAGAUUGCGGUGGACAUGGCGAAUGAGGGCCUGAUCAGCAAAUCGCAGGCUUUGAUGCGCCUCAAGCCGGACUUGAUUGACCAGCUGCUCCACCCAACAUUGGACUCCAAGGCCAAGAAGACCGUCAUUGCCAAGGGCCUCCCGGCUUCGCCAGGUGCAGCCGCUGGGAAGGUAGUCUUUUCGGCCGACGAGGCCGUCACCCGGUCGGAGAACGGCGACAAGGUGAUCCUGGUUCGCAUCGAGACCAGCCCAGACGACAUCCACGGCCUCCAUGCGGCCGAGGGUGUUCUGACGACUCGUGGUGGGAUGACAAGCCACGCAGCUGUGGUGGCACGUGGCAUGGGCCGGCCCUGUGUAGCAGGCGCUGGGGAGGUGAAGGUCGACUACAGCUCGGCGUCCUUCGAGGUGGGCGAUGUGGUCGUUCGUGAGGGUCAGCUCGUCACCAUUGACGGUGUCACGGGAGAGGUGAUGCUUGGAGAAGUCCCCACGGUGCCCCCGCAGCUUUCCGGUGCCUUUGGCACCGUCAUGUCCUGGGCGGACGAGUUCCGCACCAUGCAGGUUCGGGCCAAUGCCGAAACGCCGGCAGAUGCGCGCCAGGCAAAGGAGUUUGGCUGCGAAGGCAUCGGCUUGGUGCGCACGGAGCACAUGUUCUUCGAGGGCGGCCGGAUUGUGGCAAUGCGGCAGAUGAUUUUGGCAUCGGACAAGACGGACCGGCAGGCAGCUCUGGACAAGCUUCUGGCUAUGCAGAGGGAAGACAUCACUGAGCUCUUUCGGAUUAUGGACGGUCUGCCGGUGACGGUCCGUCUGCUGGACCCUCCCUUGCAUGAGUUCAUCCCGCACACGGAGGCCGAGAUGGGCCUGGUGGCAAAGGCAGCCGGAGUGCCCUUGGAUCGCGUGCGCCGCCGCGCCAGCGAGCUGCAAGAGGCCAACCCCAUGCUUGGCCACCGAGGUUGUCGCCUGGCCAUUACAUACCCAGAGAUCUGCGAGAUGCAGGCUCGCGCCAUCUUCGAGGCUGCAGCAGAGGUCGGCUGCAGCGCCAAGAAGACCCCGGUGGCCGAGGUCAUGGUACCUUUGGUGUCGACCCUGGAGGAGCUGGUUCAGCUGAAGAAAGUCAUCGAGGCAACGGCCCAGCAGGUUCAGAAGGAGCGGGGCAUGAAGUUCACUUACCGCGUGGGGACCAUGGUGGAGCUACCCCGAGCUGCACUGCAAGCAGGCCGCCUCGCAGAGCAAGCGGAGUUCUUUAGCUUUGGCACCAACGAUCUGACCCAGACUACGUAUGGCCUGAGCCGGGAUGAUGCAGGGGCCUUCCUGCCCGAGUACAAGGCAAAGGGUAUCGUCGAGCAGGAUCCCUUUGUGAGCCUGGACCAGGAGGGUGUUGGCGAGCUGAUCCAGAUCGCAGUGGAGCGUGGUCGCCGCAGCCGUUCGGGCAUGAAGAUGGGCAUCUGCGGAGAGCACGGAGGCGAUCCGGCUUCGAUCGAGUUCUGCGAGAAGACAGGGUUGGACUACGUCUCUUGCUCGCCCUUCCGCGUUCCAAUUGCCCGCCUGGCUGCGGCCCAAGCGGCAUUGAAAUCCCAGGGCGAGAAGGCUCUCCAGGCAUCCACGAAGGCAGCCCGCCCCAGGCAGCAACGCUUCGGCCCGUGGUGA